CUAGACGAUCUUUGUGUGGUGUGUUCAGCUGCUGUAAAUCAGACGCGUUUUCCUCCAAACGGCGGACGUGAGUGCAGAGGGGAAGUCCGAAGCCUGCUUCAGUUAAGUGGGCAGGAUAAACAUGGACAAACAAGAAAAUCCACCGCUGUAGAGUCGACCAGGUCGGCCCGGACCCGGAGGAGGACAGGCGGAGACGUUUCCACGGCUCGACGCCGGUCCCUCCCAGCUGGAAGAAAUGUGGCUGAAACCGGAGGAAGUUCUGCUGAAAAAUGCUCUGAAGCUUUGGGUGACGGAAAGGAGCAACGACUUCUUCCUUCUGCAGAGGAGGAGAGGCCACGGAGAGGCGACCAGCAGGAUCACAGGGCUUUUGGUGGGGGCCCUCGACACAGUGCUGGACUCCAAUGCCAGAAUCACUCCCUUUCGAAUCCUUCUGCAGGUUCCUGGCUCUCAGAUUAGCUGGGUCAUUGCUAGUGGGGCCGCUAUAGAAGAGGUGAACAAGCACUGGGAUUGGCUGGUCCAUAAUUUGCUGCACUCUCUGUCUGUGUUUGAGAACAAGGACGAUGCUGCCAGCUUUGUCAGAGGAAAAGUCAAGGGUCUCAUUGCAGAGGAAGUUCGGGGCCGCCAGGCUGCCCAAGAAGAUGAUCCCGAGAAGUUUAGAGAAGCACUCCGAAAGUUUGAGCUGCACUUUGGCCUCCCAUCAUCAGAGAAACUGGUGACGUACUACUCCUGCUGCUGCUGGAAGGCCCACGUGCCCCGCCAAGGAUUCCUCUACCUCAGCAUCAACCACAUGGCCUUCUAUUCCUUCCUGCUGGGGAAGGAAGUGAAGUUUGUCAUCCCGUGGGCCGAGGUCACGCGGUUGGAGCGGGUCUCCACCGGUAAACUGACUGAAGCUAUUCGGGUCAGCACUCGACAGAGGCAGAGGGAGUUCUCCAUGUUCCUAAGCCUGGACGAGUCUUUUGGGGUGAUAAGUCAGCUGGCUGACAUUGCCCUGAGGCGGCUGCUGGACAGCGAAGGUUUGGAGCUGGACCGCGUCCUGCAGCAGCCGGCACGCAUCACCAAGAGGAUCCUGGAGGAACAGGCUUUGAGGGAGUACGUCCUGGCUCUGUUUCGGCUCCCUCGCUCAGAGAAGCUCCACGAGCUGGCGUCCUGCUCUGUGUGGACGCCGCACGCCCGUUGCCACACAGCCGGGACUCUCUACACCACGGACAGUUAUCUGUGUUUCUCCAGCAAGGAGGAAGGCAGCUGCACUCUGCUCAUCCCCCUGUCAGAGGUUUUGUCCAUAGAAAAGGCAGAGAGCACCAGCCACCUUCCAAACCCGGUAAUCAUAAGUGUCCGGACGAAAAAGGCCUUCCAGCUGAUCGACCUGCAGGACAGGGACGAGCUGGUGGAGAGCAUGAACUCCCGACUCCGAGCCAUGCAGUGGAAAAAGUCCAUGUUUCGCAGAAAGAGCGAGAGCAAGAGGAAUCCGUGCUCUCCAACACCAUACUACACCUUCUAUUAUGACACUGGGUGUUCUGAUGAGGAGGAGAAAGAGGAGCAGGCUCUGCGUAACACAGUGAACAGUGAAGCUCUCAUGACGGCUUUCAACCAAACCCACCCAGGAACCAACGGGGACAAUAGCAUGGAGCUGGUGAAGCAGCAGCUCUGGGAGGAUCAUUUCACCGAGUUUGGCCGAGGAGUCCACAUGUUUCGAACAGAGAAGAUCCAGAGGCUGGUUGCCAUGGGGAUCCCAGACUCACUACGAGGGGAGCUGUGGAUGACUCUCUCUGAUGCAUUCUCUGAUCUGGAGUCUCACGAGGGCUACUACAACAGCCUGGUGCAGAAAUCAAUGGGCCACAACAACCUGGCUACAGAGGAGAUCGAGCGUGACCUGCACCGCUCCCUGCCGGACCAUCCGGCCUUCCAGAACCCCACCGGCAUCGCCGCUCUCAGGCGUGUCCUCACUGCCUACGCCCACCGCAACCCACGGAUUGGAUACUGCCAGUCUAUGAACAUCCUGGCAUCCGUGCUGCUGCUUUUUGCUAAAGAAGAGGAAGCUUUCUGGCUGCUGGUGGCCAUUUGUGAGAGGAUGCUGCCAGACUACUUCAACCGCAGGGUUAUUGGAGCUCAGGUGGAUCAGUCUGUGUUUGAGGAGCUGAUCCGAGAGCGUCUGCCAGAGCUGGCUGAACAAGUGCCAGACCUCUCCACCCUGUCUUCAGUCUCCCUGUCUUGGUUCCUCACCCUCUUCCUCAGCGUUCUACCCUUCCACAGCGCCGUCUGCGUGGUCGACUGCUUCUUCUAUCAGGGAAUCAAAGCCAUCUUUCAGUUGGGUUUAGCUGUGCUGGAGGCCAACGCCGUGCAGCUCUCGGCAUCCACUGAUGACGGACAGGCACUCAUGAUUCUUACCAGUUUCCUGGACCAGGUUGGAAGUGAAGAGUCGCCUUUUUCUCCUCCAACCUCCUCGCCUGCAGAGAACAGCUGCACCACAGAUCCUCCCCCUGCUGGACUAGUCAACAUCGCCGACCUCAUCAACGAGUCCUUUGUGAAAUUUGGAGACCUGACAGUCCGCCACAUUGAGCGUCUCCGGUGUCUACACAGAAUCCAAGUGUUGCAGGCUCAUGAGGACACCAUCAAAGAAAACGCACUGCGUCUGACAACAGCAGACGUCUACAUUUCGCCGGAGAAUCUGUCUGACCUCUACGACCUCUUUAAGACCGAGCAUUUCAUCAGCCUGUAUUGGGGCGACAGCAGCUCUGCAGCAGCGGCAGAAGCAGCGGCGUGGCAGUACUGUGACCCCGGACGCACUUUUGUGGAGCGGCAGUAUCGGCUGGACCGACCCCAGUUCAAAAGCCUGUACGGGCUGCUGGCUCCGUGGCCCGCCAGUUCUAACCAACACAACGACACGCUGGCCAACCGGACCUUCACCCUGCUCGACCAGGACCAGGAUAACCUGGUCACCUUCAAAGAUUUUGUCUGCUGGGUUGACAUUCUCUACUGUGAAGACCUGAAUGAGAAGAUAAGGCUGCUGUACCGCCUUCACAUUCCUCCAGCGCUGACGGAGAAUGAGGACGACCCCUCUGUGCUGAAGAGCCCCCUCCUGUCCACCAACAGACCCCUCUGCGUCAGUCUGCCCUCAGGAGGUAGUGCCAAUGAUUCAAAAGACUACCAUGAACAUCUGAAGCAGAUGCUGCAGGAUUUGGCCAAAGAGAAGGAGAAAGACGUGGAGAAGCCGCUGCCGCUGAUGAAUCAGAAAGAGUUCAUCCAAUUCUGUAAGACACUAUCCUACAUGUUCCACGUCGACCCGGAGGAGAAUGAACUCUUCCAGGCCAUCGCCAAGGUAACCAGCCUUGUGCUGCAGAUCGGUGAGGCAGGCCAUCGCGGAGAAGCCCAGAGGUCGGAGGUCACCAACCCAGAGGAUACAAAACCAGCAGGAUCUGGUGACAGGAGUUCGGAGGCUGAAGAUGACUGGACGGUUAGCUACGCUCAGAUCCUAGCGUCCCUGCUGACCGAGCAGGCGCUGGUGAGCUUCUUUGAGAACCCGGCCAAUCUGUCCGCCAAGAUCGCAGCCGCCAAAGAGAACCAGUACCAGCAGCGGGCCAGUUUGCUCAUGCUGCAGCAAAGGACCAGGUGACUCCAGUGUAAUAAACCAAAGUGAAAAAUAGUAACCUGUAAGUGACAUAACUGGACUCAUGUUCAGAUAUGAAAGCCAGAAAGCCUUAUUGCUGUCUGAGAUAUUAACCGAUUUUAAGUGUUCCUGCAGCUGAACCAGGACGCCAUGACCUGGAACUGACGACACACUGGAACUUUUUGAGCCAAACAUUUGGGUGAUCCAGCUCUCAGUGACAGUCCAUGUAAUGGAUGACUCUCUUAGACAGGAAGAAUGCCAAAUGAAAUAGAUCUAAAUCUAUAUUUCUGUGGUAGGAACUUUGAAAAGUGAAAGUUUUGCCUUCUGAAGUCAAACGAAGAUCUCUGCUGUAUCAUCACUUUUUAAUCAGCCUCACUAAAAUGUUUACACACUAUGAUUAUUUACAUAGUUAAAGGUUGUAAACCUUCGAUUUAUAAAACUUUCUCUCACAUGUGCUUUAAAAAAAGGCCUUAUUAGAAUGCUUUACAGACAAAAUGCAUUAAGGAAACAUUUUACAAAUGAUCAUUUUCUAUAUGUUGUAUUAUUUCUAUUUCUUUAACAUUAAAUGUUUUUAUAUGCAAAGUC
Molecule: messenger RNA, 4189 nt
Organism: Oryzias melastigma (Indian medaka)
Lineage: Eukaryota; Metazoa; Chordata; Actinopteri; Beloniformes; Adrianichthyidae
Product: TBC1 domain family member 8
Exons: 20
Coding region: 236-3610 (1124 amino acids)
Molecular function (GO): calcium ion binding
Source: RefSeq, a predicted model, not a curated record